Messenger RNA from Cladocopium goreaui, 739 nucleotides. Lineage: Eukaryota; Dinophyceae; Suessiales; Symbiodiniaceae. The record is from the annotation of a GenBank genome assembly.
UUCACUGAGCUGCUGGGUCCCCAUCGGACAACAUGGCAGACGAGGUUUAUGUGCCACCGCACUUGCGGCCGCCUGCGGGCAAGACGCUGAUGAAUAGGCAUGAGCUCAGGUCUCCUUCCGAUCCUCAACAUUUGAGGACGACCUGUGGCCUUUCAAUGCAUCCUUUCCUGACCAGUAGUGCGGUCCGCGUGGCGCCGACCAUGCGGCUGGAAGAGCUGCGACGCGAUCAUAUCGAAGGGUAUCGUGGCUUUAUCCCCGGCGUCAGAGCCGAAACGGUAUAUGGUGCUCGCGCCACCAUUAUCGACAACAUUGCUAGUGAUAUCCGACCACUGGACUUCCGUGCCCCGCAGGCAGAGUCCUAUCUGUGGAACCGUCCAAGAGAUCCGCCGCAGUCCUUGCGAUCUCAAGCAGACUGUGACAUUUGGAGAACCUGGCAGCAGGAUCCCAAGUACAACUGGAUGGGCGGCGAAAAGCCUAAAAGCUGCGGUCCGGGCAUUGCGUCCUAUACUGGACACCGAGAGCUUCGGCGGAGUCACCCGAAACUUCAAGCGGAUGAGCCGCAGAGCCUUCCUCCCGGUGAACAUCUUCGGUUGCCACGUCAGAUGCCGUUGAGUGGUCAGAAGGGCCGUGAGAGCUGGGACCCGCAUGUGGUGGAUACCAUUCGAUCGCAGAUGCCCGGGUACCGGGCCUUUCUGCCGGGGAAGAAGCUCUUGGCAUGACGAAGGACGGAUAUACUGGC